Messenger RNA from Ruditapes philippinarum (Manila clam), 1241 nucleotides. RefSeq names its product adhesion G protein-coupled receptor L4-like. The record is from RefSeq and is a predicted model, not a curated record. Gene Ontology annotation, biological process: negative regulation of angiogenesis; cell surface receptor signaling pathway; adenylate cyclase-activating G protein-coupled receptor signaling pathway. Bases 441 to 1241 code for a protein of 266 amino acids. The transcript is spliced from 11 exons. Gene Ontology annotation, cellular component: membrane. NCBI's taxonomy places the organism in Eukaryota, Metazoa, Mollusca, Bivalvia, Venerida, Veneridae. Gene Ontology annotation, molecular function: G protein-coupled receptor activity.
AAUAAAUCCCUGCCAGCCCGAGUCCUACAUAAUUCAAACCGAUUGUUACUUUGCAAUUGGUAGGCAUUUUAUUUUUAAUGUACAAAUAAUGAUUGUUGACAAUAGAAAUACUUAUUCAUGAUCAGUGUUGCUUGAUUAAGUCAGUAUUAUUAAUUAUGUUUAAAUGAAUAUAAAUUAUUCUAUAUAUAAGAAGUAUAAGUUAUUGUCAAGGAGUCAUCUAUACAUAUAUUUUUGCAUACAGGGACUUACAACACGAGUUAAAUUCCGCCGUGAUUUCAUUCUCAUUGAUACCCAAGCCACUGGGCAAACUAAAACAUCCAAUUGAAAUAACGUUUCAAACAUUAAAGAAAGAGCUUGAUGAUCCGAAGUGUGUAUAUUGGAAAAACAUUGAAGGAUCGCAGGGAUAUUGGUCUUCAGAAGGUUGUUGGCUUCACCAAUACAUGAGGCAAGAUGGUGUUAUUGUUUGUAAGUGUAAUCAUCUGACUAGCUUUGCUGUACUGAUGAGCCUUUCGCCUGGCCUGGCUUCACAUCACUACAAGGUGUUGAGUAUCAUCACCCAGAUCGGGCUGACUAUCUCAAUGGUGUUUUUAGCCCUGAAUGUGUUUAUCUUUAUCUUAUUUUGGAGAUACGUAAAGUCAGCGCAAUCGAUCAUGAAACUGAACCUUUCAUGUGUAUUAUUUUUAGCAAAUCUGAUAUUUUUGAUAGGAAUAGACAAAACCACUAAUGAGGUUGUGUGUUCAACUGUAGCAGUGCUCCUUCAUCUACUCUACCUAAUGGUGUUCUUUGUUAUGCUAGUCCUUGGCCUUCAUAUGCUCAACGGUGUUUUAAAUCCCACUUAUCUUGGAGACAACACAUUGCGCAACCUGUUGGCUUCUUAUGGUACAGCAGUGUUUGUUGUUGCAGUGUCUGUAGGAUCCACUCAGCUUAAAGGAUACGGCACUGACAAGUAUUGUUGGCUGUCGACAGAGACUGGGCUAAUUUGGGCAUUUCUUAUACCUGUCAUUGUCAUCAUAACUAUUAAUUUCACAAUUGUUGUGGUGGUAUUUAAGAUUAUGUUCAACACAACCCAGAUGACGAGGAAGACCAGUUUCAAUCGAGUAAAGGCUGGAGUAAGAGGAUUUAUAGUGUUGUUACCUGUUAUGGGACUCACUUGGAUAAUUGGAAUCUUCGCAUUUGACUCGAACAUGGUUGUCUUUCACUACCUGUUCUCAAUUCUGAAUAGUUUACAAGAGUAUGAAUGA